Neoarius graeffei (lesser salmon catfish) is the source of this 1875-nucleotide messenger RNA. RefSeq names its product amino acid transporter heavy chain SLC3A2-like. The record is from RefSeq and is a predicted model, not a curated record. Gene Ontology annotation, biological process: carbohydrate metabolic process; amino acid transport. Lineage: Eukaryota; Metazoa; Chordata; Actinopteri; Siluriformes; Ariidae. Bases 107 to 1564 code for a protein of 485 amino acids. The transcript is spliced from 9 exons.
UGCCACUGCCACAGUGUCUUCUGGUGUAAGUGGUGGGAUUUGGAUUUGCUGAGACCCUGUUAGAAGAGACUUAUUCACCGUCUUUAUCGAAUUCACUUGAGACACCAUGAGUAAAGAGGCUGAUAUGAAAGAGGUGGAGUUGAACGAGCUGGAGCAGGAGAAGCAGUCGAUGAACACAGACACGGAGAAGAAUGGCUGCGUGAAAGUGAAGGUGCCGGAGGAAAAAGAAGUCAAAUUCACAGGCCUGACUAAAGAAGAGCUGAUGAAAGUAGCAGGCACCCCAGGAUGGGUGCGGACUCGCUGGGUCUUGUUGGUUCUGUUCUGGCUCGGCUGGGUUGGAAUGCUGGCUGGGGCAGUGGUGAUCAUUGUUCAGGCUCCACGGUGUAAACCCAUUCCUGAAAUGCAUUGGUGGAAUGAGGGUCCGCUCUACCAGAUAUCUGAUGUGAACAACUACCCUGAAGACAUUAGCGGAAUAGAAAACAAACUGGACAAUCUGAACCAACUGAAGGUCAAAGGGUUAAUCCUAGGCCCAAUACACACUGUUCAGGCAGACCAGUUGAGUACACUGAAUUUGGAAGUGAUUGACCCUGUUCUUGGCACAGAGGAAAAACUGGAAAGCCUGAUAGAAAGAGCCCGCAAGAAGGGUAUCUCUAUAGUGUUGGAUCUGACACCCAACUAUAAGGGAAGGAAUAUUUGGUUCAACAAUGUUCCUGCUCUUGCUGAUCGACUUGGGAAAGCAUGUACCUUCUGGCUCCAAAAAGGAGUGGAUGGUUUUCUCUUUUCUGGUAUAAACCAGGUUGUCGGUACUCCUACCUGGCAGUCCAUCCAGGAUGUUGUUCAUUCCAACAACACAGAAGGGACGAAAAAAAGUGCUUUGAUAGGUUCAGUCACCAACCAGGCUGCAGACAGUGUCACUCUGCUGCUGGAGCAGUCUGGAGUUGAUCUGUUACUAACCAGCCUGUCAGUUUCUAACCUGCAUGGGGUGCAGCAGGCUGAGGACUUAUCCAAGCUCUCUUCCAACCACUCCAACCUUGCCUGGAGCCUUGGUAAUCUCACUUCAGAUUUUCCCAUACGCCUCUACCAUAUGCUGCUCUUCACCCUGCCUGGCACCCCAGUGUUCCACAGAGGGGAUGAGGUUGGACUGAAGAAGGGGGAACCUGUUGAUGAAAUCUGGAACUUGGAUGAUCCAGCUAACGAGGACAAUGAAACAGUAAAGAAUAUAAGAGCAGAACGCAGAGCAGUGCAAAGCUUCUUUAAGGCUCUCAGUGACCUUAGAGUUAAAGAGCGAGCUCUGCUGCAUGGUGAAUAUGAAUCUCUAUACAGCUCCAGCUCUUCAUUUGCAUUCCUCCGCCUGUGGGAUCAGAGUGAACGCUUCAUCACUGCCUUAAACUGGGGCAAUUCCGCUGUCCGAAUGACGAUGACCAACAGCGAUCUGCCUGCUGAGGCCCAGGUCCGUCUCAGCACAGAUACAGAGAAUCUAGCCGUGGACAGCAUGGUGUCUUUGCAGAACCUGGAGCUCAAGGCCAAACAAGCUGUUUUAUUGUCCUAUCCUUAUGCAGGAUAGGAACAUUAGCAAAAAGUAAACACAAUAACACAAGGCUCCUUUUCAGAGUAGAAAGCUAACAUUAAACAAGCUCUGUUUGUUCUCAUUGCUAUGCUCCUUUUAGUUUUGGGAUAUGGAAGAUUGCAGUGUCUAUUUUAGAAAUUAGUUGCCUCUAGAAAGUUUUAUUUCUGUUCUAAUACUAACAUAUGAGUGAAUUUAUUACCCUGAAACAGCAUUAUUACAGCUGAAUAGGACAGUCUAGCUUUGUGUGUGUGUAUGGGCCCCCAUGAAAAAAUAAAUGCAAAAACAAAAAAUAAACAUUGCAUACAAUA